AUGACUCACGUCUCAGAAAUGCAGAAGGCCUCACUUCCUUCCCCUCUGGCUGCUCCCAGCUGGGACAAGACCACCCAGGGGAAGGAAUUCAGAAGAUCAGGGCCCCGUCGGGCCGGGCGCAGCCCAGACACAGAGUCGCCAAGAUCGGGGCUCCGUCAUGCCGGGCGCAGCUCAGACACAGAGUCACCGAGAUCGGGGCCCCGUCGGGCCGGGCGCAGCUCAGACACAGAGUCGCCGAGAUCGGGGCUGUCAUGCCGGGCGCAGCUCAGACACAGAGUCGCCGAGAUCGGGGCUCCGUCAUGCCGGGCGCAGCUCAGACACAGAGUCGCCGAGAUCGGGGCUCCGUCAUGCCGGGCGCAGCUCAGACACAGAGUCGCCGAGAUCGGGGCUCCGUCAUGCCGGGCGCAGCUCAGACACAGAGUCGCCGAGAUCGGGGCUCCGUCAUGCCGGGCGCAGCUCAGACACAGAGUCGCCGAGAUCGGGGCUCCGUCAUGCCGGGCGCAGCUCAGACACAGAGUCGCCGAGAUCGGGGCUCCGUCAUGCCGGGCGCAGCUCAGACACAGAGUCGCCGAGAUCGGGGCUCCGUCAUGCCGGGCGCAGCUCAGACACAGAGUCGCCGAGAUCGGGGCUCCGUCAUGCCGGGCGCAGCUCAGACACAGAGUCGCCGAGAUCGGGGCUCCGUCAUGCCGGGCGCAGCUCAGACACAGAGUCGCCGAGAUCGGGGCUCCGUCAUGCCGGGCGCAGCUCAGACACAGAGUCGCCGAGAUCGGGGCUCCGUCAUGCCGGGCGCAGCUCAGACACAGAGUCGCCGAGAUCGGGGCUCCGUCAUGCCGGGCGCAGCUCAGACACAGAGUCGCCGAGAUCGGGGCUCCGUCAUGCCGGGCGCAGCUCAGACACAGAGUCGCCGAGAUCGGGGCUCCGUCAUGCCGGGCGCUGCCCAGACACAGAGUCGCCGAGAUCGGGGCUCCGUCAUGCCGGGCGCUGCCCAGACACAGAGUCACCAAGAUCAGGGCCCCAUCAGGCCGGGCGCUGCCCAGACACAGAGUCGCCGAGAUCGGGGCUCCGUCAUGCCGGGCGCAGCUCAGACACAGAGUCGCCAAGAUCGGGGCCCCGUCGGGCCGGGCGCUGCCCAGACACAGAGUCGCCAAGAUCGGGGCCCCAUCAGGCCGGGCGCUGCCCAGACACAGAGUCACUGAAAUCAGGGCCCCCCCCGCCUGUGCCACAAUCUCUACAGAGGCAGCGACGCCCCGUCUCUCUGGGACAGGGGCAAGUACCUCGUGCCCCAGGCCUGGCAAGGGGUAGGAGCGACGGAGACAGUAGCAGAUGAUGAGACGCUAGCCAGGGUAUGUCCAGCCCCGCCCCAAUCCCCUCUGUACCCCACCAGCUGCCCACAGCCCCCAGGUGGCUGCGGCCAGGAGAUCACGCCCUGGAUGGGGUGGGAGCAGGUGGGUAGGCACCAGCACAAAGGCACUUCCAGGAUGCACUCAGGGGGUGGAGAUGCAAUAAAUCAUCCAGGCCUUAUAUCACCCCACAAGGCAGCUGCCCCCCUGCAGUGCCAGGGGCACGGAUCAGGGCCACACACACACACACCCCUGCCUGGGCUGGCCUGACGGGGAGGAUCUGGACAGAUCACGAACAGGGAACCACCCAAGCCGCAGCGCUGGGCUGGGGGAUUAGAACCACUCCCUGUGCUGGGCAACACCGCUGGGCCCUCCACCUGCCAGCCUCCCCGGGCCACUCUACCCUCCACCUGCCCAAGGUGCCCCUGGGCCAGCCCCACUCUCCCGCCCCCCAAGGAGCUCCCUACCAGGGCAUUCCCAGGCCAGCCCCACUCUCCCCGAUCUCCCUGCCAGGGCGCCCCAAAGCCAGCCCCACUUCCCCAUUCCCUGGGGAUCUCCCUGCCCAGGGCACCCACGGGCCAGCCCCACUCUCCCUGAUCUCCCUGCCAGGGCGCCCCAAGGCCAGCCCUACUUCUCCAGUCCCUGGGGAUCUCCCUGCCCAGGGCACCCACAGGCCAGCCUCACUCUCCAGGAUCUCCCUGCCAGGGCCAGCCCCACUCCCCAGGAUCUCGCUGCCCAGGGCGUCCCCAGGCCAGCCCCACGCCCCAGGAUCUCGCUGCCCAGGGCGCCCC
Molecule: messenger RNA, 2131 nt
Organism: Gopherus flavomarginatus (Mexican gopher tortoise)
Lineage: Eukaryota; Metazoa; Chordata; Testudines; Testudinidae
Exons: 3
Coding region: 1-1302 (433 amino acids)
Source: RefSeq, a predicted model, not a curated record